This is a messenger RNA of Cyphomyrmex costatus, 995 nucleotides long. RefSeq names its product RAS oncogene family member Rab2 (gene Rab2). The transcript is spliced from 4 exons. The record is from RefSeq and is a predicted model, not a curated record. Gene Ontology annotation, molecular function: GTP binding; GTPase activity. Lineage: Eukaryota; Metazoa; Arthropoda; Insecta; Hymenoptera; Formicidae. Bases 123 to 767 code for a protein of 214 amino acids.
CUGAAGUAGAAGAGACGGUCAUAGAGGAAGGGAGUUCUAUUACUUCUGUUUCCUUUCUGGUAUCUCUCGGUGUUGUUGUGAACGAUUGUCUGCGCGUCUCGUCAGCCUCGCGUAUCGCCGAAAUGUCGUACGCGUACCUGUUCAAGUAUAUCAUUAUCGGGGACACAGGAGUUGGAAAGUCUUGUCUUCUUCUUCAGUUUACGGAUAAGAGAUUUCAGCCAGUCCAUGACUUAACAAUAGGAGUUGAGUUUGGUGCUCGUAUGAUUACCAUUGAUAGCAAGCAAAUUAAACUACAGAUCUGGGACACUGCAGGUCAAGAGGCAUUUCGUUCUAUAACAAGGUCAUAUUACCGUGGAGCAGCCGGAGCUCUAUUGGUAUAUGACAUUACACGUAGGGAAACUUUUAAUCAUCUUACAACAUGGCUGGAGGAUGCAAGGCAACAUUCAAAUUCCAAUAUGGUUAUCAUGUUAAUUGGCAACAAAAGUGAUCUAGAUAGUCGAAGAGAAGUAAGAAGAGAAGAAGGUGAGGCUUUUGCACGAGAGCAUGGUCUUGUCUUUAUGGAGACCAGUGCUAAGACUGCAGCCAAUGUAGAAGAAGCAUUCAUCAAUACUGCAAAAGAAAUUUACGAGAAAAUACAGGAAGGUGUCUUUGACAUUAAUAAUGAGGCAAAUGGUAUUAAGAUUGGACCACAACAUUCGCCAACAAGUCCUGGAGGUUUAGCAGGAACUGGUGGACAAGGUAGUGCGCAGGGUGGUGGGUGCUGCUAGGGGCUGGGGCUUAUCUGUCCACCGCUUCAUCCUUCUCCGAUUUGAAUUGACCUUACUUCUGCUCUUCAUUUUAAUCUGAACACCCUUACUUUGUACAACUUAAUUUCGCGCAUGUUGCGUCAUGAGGUAACAAGUGACAAUUGAUGUAUUUAUUAGCUAAAAUAAUCUUAUACACGUAAUAAAUAUAGGAUUAUUGUAAGACGAAAAUGUUAUACAUCAUUAAAAUCA